This is a messenger RNA of Strongylus vulgaris, 738 nucleotides long. The record is from the annotation of a GenBank genome assembly. Lineage: Eukaryota; Metazoa; Nematoda; Chromadorea; Rhabditida; Strongylidae.
AUGCUUAUUCCGAGAGCGGAAUAUUUGGAUUGUCUUUUCUCUUUGAGUAAUUUUGGUGAAGAAACACAACCGAUCUGCAAAGAGGAGAAAGAAGAGCACGUAGAUGUCGUCAUCAGUGAAGUCACAAGGAGUACCAGUGAACCUGUUUCUAAUAACACCGGCACUGCUAUUCAGUCAGCAGCUCCUGCCGAAAAGCGACCAUCCCUGGAACCAGCUGAAUCUUGGAAAACCCACUGUGGGUUUUGUGAUGGCGAAAGCACGGACCUCUUCAAACCAACUUUCUGUCGAAAUCAUUAUCUUAUACUACUUGCUUGUAUGAUUAUGGAUCAAGUGCUAGAUCUCUCGCAGGCUUUGGAAGCAUUCUGGAAAGUUUCCCAUUUUACUGUUGUGAUUUGCAAGAAACACAUUUUGGAUGCGGCUGAGCGCGUCCGUAAGGAGAAUCAACGACUUUGGGGAAUAGAGCCGGAACAGUGGCCUGACGAUGUUCCUUCACCAGUAACAUGUGAAUUCGCAGACUUAGUAAACUCGUAUGCUCAUCGUAUCGAUGUAGAUAGGAUGGCUUCAAUCAGACUAGCCGACAUCAAAGAGUUUUACUUUUCAUGCCAGAAGCUUUUCGCUGAAGAUGGAGGUACGGAAUCGGAGCAGAACGAGAAUCGUGUUACUGAAAAUGAAGAGGCUUCUCUGGAACGUGAUUUUCAAUAUGAUGACCAAGAGAAUUCAGAAGUAAUACCGUUUUAU